Messenger RNA from Fusarium falciforme, 2451 nucleotides. RefSeq lists its product as hypothetical. The record is from RefSeq and is a predicted model, not a curated record. NCBI's taxonomy places the organism in Eukaryota, Fungi, Ascomycota, Sordariomycetes, Hypocreales, Nectriaceae. The transcript is spliced from 3 exons. The coding region runs from base 1 to 2451 and encodes 816 amino acids.
AUGGCUCGCCGUCUUGUCCGCUCGCUUUUCCUGGCGGAGGCACUCAAUUCUUUGAGUGCUUUCGCUGCUGUUUGUAUUCCAUCGGGUCCCACUGCUUACUGCCAGGUCUCUCAGUGGAAGAAUGACCCUCUCAUCGUCAUCUUCAACGCCCACAAGGAGUAUGCCGAGGGUGUCUGUACCUCAGCCCUUCAGCCUGUCACCACCGUUUCUGGCACAAACUCUGCCUCGGCCGAGACGGUUGUCGUGACCAUCACCCAGACAGAUAAUGAAGUCGUCACAAAGACGGAGUAUUACGAUGAAGAUAUCGUGACUGUCAGCGCCGAGCCCUCUACCGUCUACGUGACAGCCUCUGAGGAAGUUAUCACCGAGACUGUUCGAAACAGCGAUAGCGUUGUUGUUGAUGCCGAGACGGUUCAGCGCACUGUCGGUACGACUACGCUUGUUGCCCCUGCCUCGAUCCGCACGAUCGAGAAGACCGAGGUCGACCACGUCGGCUCCACGCGCAUCAGGACUGUCACUAUCGAGGUAGAGACGGAGACCUCUGUCGAAUACACCGCCACCGAGUAUAUCACGACAUCUACAUCCGUCGACGUCGUCACGGAGACAUCGACCAGCGUCGAGACCAUCCUCACGACAACCACCGACUACGUUACCACUGGCACCUACGUCAAGGUCGCCCCCGGCGCUACUCUCGUUGUUACAGAGUCGCGUACCUUUGUCAUCCACUCCGUCCCGUCGACGCGCACGCACACUCAGUACACCUCCACAGACGUCGUCACUGUGCCGACUUCCACUCUUACGAUCGAGUCCACGGAUACAACUUCGACGACUGUGACGACGACGACAUUCGAGGUUUCGACAAACACUGGAACCUCCUUCAAGACUGUGUUUACAUCAACCGAGACGGACGUGUCGACGAGCACCGCCUCCACCAACGACUGGACCACCGAGUAUUUCUCUACCUACACCAACACUCGCACCGUCACUACCGUCGACUACACCGAGCACGUCUUCCCCUGGUGGCAGCAGAAGCGUUCGCUUCCUACACCCGGUCUCGAUGCCCGUGGCGAAAGCAGCCCCGAGCAAGGCUGGCUCGAUCAGUUUGGCGAGAUCCACUUCCGAAGCGCCUGCUCAUGCAUCGUCACUUUCCCCCUCUCUACGCGCACCGUCUAUGAGGAUGUUUCGGGCAGUGCUGCUGUCGAGACAAGGACCGAUUACACCACCGUCGUGGGCCAGUCCACUGCUGUUGGAACUGUCUACGGGGAGACCAUUACGGUUACGGUCGCUAACAUUGUCACCGUCACCCAGGGCAAGACUUCCACCCACACGGUGGUUGUCGAUGGCACCACUAGCUUUGGCAAGCAGACAGUGACCGAGGACGUUCUCGCCACUGUUUACUCGACGCCCGUGGAUGAGACCACCGUCACCUACUUCACCACCAACUCGUAUGUGACUGAUGUCACUGACGAGGUCUCUGUCACCGAUCACAUCACCCUCAAGGGUAUCAAGACUGGAUACACGUGGGUUGAGAUCACUCGGACUGAGCAGCUCUUGGACAUCCAGACCAAGAUCCAUCCCGUCGGUCAUACCAUCGAGGUUGAAGCGACAUCGACCUCUCUGUUUACUUCGACCGUUGAGACUACAGUUGAUGUCACUUCCACAGCUUUGUCUACCGCCGACGAAACCGUCAAUGCCGUCCUCACGCAGACAAAGCCUGUUCUUGUGACGGAUAUCAACAAGUUCACAUACACUGCCACCAUCUUCACCGACGCCACGACCACCGUGUCUCUGGAGGCCACAUCCACAAUCGGUAUCAUCUCCACCACCAAGGCGACAACCGUCACCACCGUCAAGAACGGCCAGACAUCCACUUACACCUCCACCAUCGGCAUCGAGUCCACUGUGACCGCCCGCGCCGCUGCUACCCAGACCUGCGCAAUCCCCAUCGCUGACGGCAACAUGGACAUUCCCUACAGGAAUACCCCCUGGUAUGAAUCGGUCACUUCAGCGUAUCGCUUCUUCAAGCGCACGCUUGGCGGCGGCGACCCUCACGGCACCGUCCUGGAGACUGACAAGCUCUACAACAACCUUGAGAUCAGACUCUGGCAGGACGCCAAGACGUGCAAGGGCGUGCGCUUCAGCUGCACCUACGAGUACUACUUUGACAAGUACUACGAAGUCCAGCUCCGAGAUUCGCAGGGCAACCUCGGCACGUACGUGCCCUACUUCCGCAUGUGGUGGAACGACGACAAGAUCGACGAGGACUGGCCUGCCCGGCCCUCAGACACCGGCCGCUGGUGGACGGGCAACAUCCAGUUCACGGCCACCGGCAACACGGACACGAUCUGGAUCUACGCGGCGAGUCCCCAGUCGAAGAACGCUGGGCAAAACUUUAUGCGGUUUGACAACUUUGUCUGCAGGCCUAUCCAGUAUAAUCCUCAUCGGGAUUAG